Molecule: messenger RNA, 1548 nt
Organism: Capsicum annuum
Lineage: Eukaryota; Viridiplantae; Streptophyta; Magnoliopsida; Solanales; Solanaceae
Product: endoplasmin homolog
Exons: 7
Coding region: 1-1548 (515 amino acids)
Biological process (GO): cellular response to heat; protein folding; protein stabilization
Cellular component (GO): plasma membrane; cytosol; perinuclear region of cytoplasm
Molecular function (GO): ATP binding; ATP hydrolysis activity; ATP-dependent protein folding chaperone
Source: RefSeq, a predicted model, not a curated record
AUGGCGAGUGAGAUUGCAAAGAAAGCUUGGGAAAAGUUGAAAGAAGAAUUUCACAAAAGUGACAAGAUAAGGAAAAUAAAAGUGAUAAAUCUGAGAAGAGAGUUUGAAAUUCUCAGAAUGAAGGAUUCAGAAACUAUUGAAAAGCUCUCCAACAAAGUGAAGAAGGAGAACAAUCAACAAACUCAAAAAGUCAAUGUUUCAGAAGUUGAAGAACAAGAGGAGUUUGUAUUUACGGCGAUGGAAGCAACAAGAUUGAAUAAUAAAAACACAUGGUUUCGGGACAGUGGUUGCACUCAACACAUGACCAGCAAACAAGAAUAUUUUAUGAAGUUGGAAUUUGCCAAAGGUAGUGUAAAGUUGAUCGAUAAAACCACGUUGGAGAUUGUUGGUAAAGGUACUGUGGCAAUUGAAGCUCCCAAAGGUACUAAAUUUAUUCAAGAUUUUUUAUUGGUACCUGAUCUUGACCAAAAUCUAUUGAGUAUUGGUCAAAUGCUAGAACGAGAUUAUAUGUUACUGUUCAAAGACGAAAAAUAUGUUGUUUCUGAUUCUAGCAACCAAAAAGUUAUUGUGACCACCAAGUACAACGAUGAUGAUUUUAUUUUUUAUUCUGGAAAAAAUAUCUCAGACUCUGGAAAUAACCAUAGUUCCAAUUCAGACCUCUUAUUUCAUGAAGAUCAGAAGGAUGGAGAUGAUGGGAUGGAUGAUUGCGAUGAUGUGUCAAACUAUGAUGAUGUUGAUGACUAUUUAUCAGAAUCCCAUUGCAAGAAUGAUAGUGUUCUAGACAAUGCUCCCCCGCAUUAUGGCCCUUCGCAGAAAUGUUAUUUAGCAGAGGAAGGAGAGAAUUCCUCAGGAGAUGUUUUAUUAGAUCCUACAACAUCGAGUUCUGAACCCAAUAUGGAUGCAAUGUCAAAAGAUAUUAACUUCGCAGAUGAAAAUACCAGUGCAAGUGAAAAGCAGUUUCCCGAGUUGUAUGUAUCAAGGGAAAAGGCAUCAACAUACAGAGCUGCUCGUCAGAUCCCAUCAGCACAAAAUCAGGACAAAGCUGCUGGCUACGAAUCACUACCCAGAUUUGAUCUUUCUGCAUGGUUAACUAGUGGAGGACCACAAGUUCAUAUUGGAAUUAUGCCCGAGUACCUUGGAUUUGUGAAGGAUGUUGUGGACUUUGAUGAUUUGUCUUUUAACAUAUCUUGUGAGAUGCUACAACAGAACAACAUUCUCAAGGUGAUUAGGAAGAACCUUGUGAAGAAAUGUAUUGAGAUGUUCAGUAAAAUUGAUGAGAACAAGGAGGACUAUAACAAGUUUUAUGAGGCAUUCUCAAAGAACUUGAAGUUGGGCAUUCACGAAGACAGCCAGAACAAAGCCAAAUUGGCUGACCUCCUUCAUUACCAUUCCACGAAAAGUGGUGAUGAGAUAACCAGGCUGAAGGAUUAUGUCUCUAGGAUGAAGAAGGGCCAGAAAGACAUCUCAGAUUUGAAACUCUUCGUGAACAACUUGGAGUUACAAGCAAAUAUCUCAAGUAGGAGUGUUGAAUUUCUGAUCUUUGUAUAA